UUAGCAGUUUAUAUUUACUAACAUAAUUGCAUUUCCGUGUUGGGUGUACUGUGGGAGACCAGAUAUAGUGAAGGCAGGGUCCGGGGAGACCAGAUAUAGUGGAUGCAGGGUCCGGAGAGACCAAAUAUAGUGAAUGAAGGGUCUGAGGAGACCAGAUAUAGUGAAUGCAGGGGUCCGGGGAGACCAGAUAUAGUGAAUGCAGGGUCCGGGGAGACCAGAUAUAGUGAAUGCAGGGUCCGGGGAGACCAGAUAUAGUGAAUGCAGGGUCCGGGGGAGACCAGAUAUAGUGAAUGCAGGGUCCGGGGAGACCAUAUAUAGUGAAUGCAGGGUCCGG
Staurois parvus is the source of this 334-nucleotide messenger RNA. NCBI's taxonomy places the organism in Eukaryota, Metazoa, Chordata, Amphibia, Anura, Ranidae. The record is from the annotation of a GenBank genome assembly.